Penicillium malachiteum is the source of this 1533-nucleotide messenger RNA. RefSeq lists its product as uncharacterized. The coding region runs from base 1 to 1533 and encodes 510 amino acids. Gene Ontology annotation, biological process: carbohydrate transport; transmembrane transport. The record is from RefSeq and is a predicted model, not a curated record. Gene Ontology annotation, molecular function: carbohydrate:proton symporter activity. NCBI's taxonomy places the organism in Eukaryota, Fungi, Ascomycota, Eurotiomycetes, Eurotiales, Aspergillaceae. Gene Ontology annotation, cellular component: membrane. The transcript has 4 exons.
AUGACUACCAAACCAGGUACCGAUCACAUCGAGUUGACUGAGCCUGAGUUCCUUCAGCUCGAUCGUGAAUUGUCUGUCUGGAACUUGAUUAAGAAACACAAACGAGCUCUCCUAAUUUGUAGCAUCUCAUUUACUUCCGGUAUUCUCUUUGGUUACGAUACGAUUGUCAAUGGAGCUGGAAUCUCCAUGCCUGCAUUCAUCAUCUACUUUGGUAAGGCUGAUGCUGCAGGCAGCUUAUACCUUUCUUCCCUCUGGACUUCUCUCUGGACCUCCAUGUCUGCUCUGGCCCAAGCACUUUCGGCAACGGGAACAGGAUUCUUGGCCGAUCGGAUUGGGAGAAAGUGGUGUGGUGUUAUCGGAGGCAUAGUCUCGUUAGCCGGUGCAGCCGUACAAUACACAGCCCAGACGCCUAGUAGCUUAUUGGGUGGUAAGAUUGUCGGCGGCCUGGGUAUCGGUAUGACCAUGGCCACGGGUACGACAUACGCCUCUGAAGUUGUGCCUCCGAGAUUGGUUCCUGCAGUUCAAAAGGGACUGGUCAUUUUUAUCCUGUUCAUGCAAGGUGUGGCUAUGGGAGUCAUUCGUGCUUUUGUACCCAAUACGGCAGAGGUUGCCUUCCGUAACGUGUUUGCCAUACAAUUUGGUGUUGCUGCAUUGGCGAUGAUUGCUUAUGCACUAGCCCCUGAGACUCCGCCCUUUUUGAUUAUGCAAAACCGCCACGAGAAUGCCAAAAAGACCAUGCGCCUCUUAUACGGAGACGAUUGUGAGCUGGAGGAUCGAUAUGCUUACCUCGUUCAAACUAUCACCGAGGAAAACGCGCGUAACUCCGAGCAAGCAAGCUAUUUUGAAUGUUUUCAGGGAUGCAGCCUCAAGAGAACCCUUACCAUGUGGUUCCUGUUCGGCGCUGUCAAUAUCGGCGGAGGUCCAUUCUUAUCCCAGUCUAUUUACUUCCUCAUCACAGUCGGACUUCCCACGGUCCACAUUUUUGAUAUUUCUAUUGGUGGCUUCGCCCUUGCUAUCAUUAUCAUUAUAUUUGCUGGACUUGUGAUGCAACGCAUCCCGCCAAAUCUGGUCUUCCUCGGAGGUUGCUGCAUCAAUUUUGCCGUCCUAUUGAUCGUCGGCUGCCUGUACUAUGCCAAGGGCAUGGGCCCGGUCUGGGCUAUUGCUGUUCUCAUGAACGUUCUGAUCUCUCUACAAGCGGCUUUCAUGCAAGCCCCUGGCUGGAGUAUUGCGGCCGAGAUCUCCAGUCUACGCCUUCGCGCCAAGUCUAUGUCCCUUGGAAUCAUGGCUCAAACCCUGACUACCUGGGUGUUUACAUUCACUGUACCAUACAUGUACAAUGUGGACUCAGGUAACUUGGGAGCUCGCACAGGUUUUGUCUUUGCAGGCACAUCGGUCUUGCUCAUUCUGGGAGCUUUGACCAUUGUUCCGAAUACUACAGACCUGUCGCCCGGUGAUAUCGAUGACUUGUAUGAAGCUCGUGUCCCAAUUCGGGAGUUCUCUAAGCAUAGCCAUGGCCACUCUGAGUCUGUCUGA